AUGAUGGAUCGGGCCUCCAUGAUCGAGGCUGCCUCGCGCAGUCUGCGCCAGCAGAUGAACCGCAGCGUGCAGAGGCCCUAUGCAAAAGGCAAUCUUCACGACGGUGCUGCGUUGGACGAGCCCCGGAGUGCGGAGAAUGCCCAACGCAGAAUCCGCAGCGCUGAAAAUCAGCACAGGUCUAUCUCCUCUGCAUCGCAGGAAGCACCUCAAAGUAGCAUCGGCACCGUGGCUCCAACUCCUUCAGCCUCGGCGUUGGACAACUAUUCCCUUGAGGAUGAUGUGGAAGAGGAUGCCACCGGCAGUUCGAACAUAGACGACGUGCCGAGGGUGCCGCACGAUUUUCCCCAAGAGCUCAAGCGACCAGCCAGCCGAAAGAAGGACCCGUCCGCCUCAGCCGCAGCGGGACUCGGAGCUUUCGCGGGACCCUCGAGAAUGACGGAUGCCUUCGAGCAGCGCAAGACCCGGCAACCCAUUCCGGUGGAGAGCUGGGGUCCGCGACCGCCUUCCCGUGCAGGGCUACCGCAAAAGGCCUCGACGCCGCUUGAGGGCAGCCUUGCCGACGGGUUUGUCAGCACCCCAUGCCGAGGGAGCGGUGCCAGCUCAAGCGUCGGGCGUGCGAGCAAAGAGCGCGAGCCGAGUCAGGGAGGUAGCCGACCUGCUAGCAAGAUGGCGGGUGACCAAGCACGCACUGGCAGCAAGACCAGCAGCGACCAGGCUCUCGGAGCGAAAGUCGUUGGAGGCACUUGGGCAUCCGCCAGAGUAGAACCGCGUGCGCAGCGUCCGUCGUUGGCCAAUGAUGCGGCGCGGAGUCGCGGCCGCGAGCGACGGGCGACCACGCAGACGCGGGGUACCCCCGAGGCAGAAGAUACGAUUCGAGCGCCGGAGAGGAGUAAGGAUUUCUGA
Messenger RNA from Symbiodinium sp. CCMP2456, 903 nucleotides. The record is from the annotation of a GenBank genome assembly. NCBI's taxonomy places the organism in Eukaryota, Dinophyceae, Suessiales, Symbiodiniaceae.